Messenger RNA from Salvelinus fontinalis (brook trout), 2766 nucleotides. RefSeq names its product dynein light chain Tctex-type family member 5 (gene dynlt5). Gene Ontology annotation, molecular function: dynein intermediate chain binding. NCBI's taxonomy places the organism in Eukaryota, Metazoa, Chordata, Actinopteri, Salmoniformes, Salmonidae. Gene Ontology annotation, biological process: microtubule-based movement. The record is from RefSeq and is a predicted model, not a curated record. Gene Ontology annotation, cellular component: cytoplasmic dynein complex; cytoplasm. The transcript is spliced from 4 exons. The coding region runs from base 1106 to 1639 and encodes 177 amino acids.
GUGUUGUUAUUUUCAGCUGAACAGAAAUGUUUCAAUGUUUCUGCUUGUAGAAUUUUGGAAUACACAGGGUGCAACAUUCUGCUGCUGUUGUGUAGCUAGGCUAAAGGGUGAAAUGUUGCACUUGGGGUGUAUUCAUUACGGCGAUUCUGUUGCAAAAAGAAAUAUUCUGUUCAUAACGUUGUGCAACAAAACGAGAGUUUAUAUUGGACAAAUUCGGGUAGGUCCCUCCCCGUUUCGGUUCGUUUGUUCUCCUUGCUUCCAGUUGGUUUAUAACGGUGUGUUCGUAAAUUCACUCUGGCUAUCACCUCCGAUUUCAGAGCACUCUCGUCUGAGUGUGCCAGAGCGCAGACUAAUUUACGACUUUACGAACCCCUGUUGAAUAUAGCCGGUGUUAGUAAACGUCGGCAAAAAAGCGUAAUUAAUCAUUGUUGCAAGCAGCACAGUUAACUGUCACCGACGCUCUGGAUAACAUGAAACAGCCUAACCAGCUCUGCUAGGGCAAAUAAAAUGGUCAGAGUGAGGUGUUCUCUCAUUCGUGUCUGGAAGUAGCUCGGAUCAAGCGUCCAUUGUGCGCUCUGAACACCCCGAGAGAGAAACGCUCUGAAAUUACAAACGGACAAUAUGACAACACUCCGAAUUUACGAACGCCCAGAGCACACUCUGAGUGUUCUCUGGCACUCCAGAUUGAAUUUACGAACACACCCUUAAUGGUUAGACAGUAAACGGUUUCCGUUGCAAGUCAUAACGAGUACACUCCUGAUCAGUUUUCGUUGAACUGAGCAAGUUUGCCCAUUUUGGGAGAAACCAUUUUCCAAGUAGGCACAACAGGAGCUCUGUAUUGCCCUGUUCAAAGCAUUCUGCAUUACAUACAUUCUACCAGGAGACUGAAUUCUCCUAAUGUCUAAUUUAAGCCUAUAGCUACUAUACUAUUUACUUAGUUGGAACUGAUAAAUGUCUUGUAUUUGUUAUUAUUUAUCUGUUUGUGUUGACAUGGUUACCAUCAACCACACUAUAAGAUAAACAAAUCAUUUUAGCCUUGAAUGUGCUUAGGUGCCUAAUACAAAGCUUCCCCCUUAUAAUGAUUAGCUAGACAACAGGCAGAGUAAUGUCUGAUUUAGCUAAAGAAAAGGCAGCUCAUCUUCUGAAGAAGAGAGGUAGUGUGUCAUCCCUUGGCAGCCAUGAUGUCAGAGCCAAGGAAACAGGGGGCAAGAUCAAGGAUUCUAUAAGCACCGUAUCCUAUAUCGAUGAGCCUGGACACCAUGACGAUAACCCUCGACCCGCAGUACAGAUGGAGAACACCUUCCAAUUGGCACCACAUAGACGCUUCCCUGUUCUCACGGUCAAUGACAUCCUGAAGGAUGUGCUCGCCAGUUACCUGCAAGAAGAGAAGUAUGAAGCUGAGCUCUGUCGGCAGAUGACAAAGACCAUAUCUGAGGUGAUCAAAGCCAGGGUGAAGGAUCUGAUGGUUCCUCGUUAUAAGAUCAUUGUUCUGAUCAGCAUCGGACAGCUCAGUGACCAGAACAUGCGCAUCGGGAGCCGCUGCCUGUGGGACUCCUCCAACGAUACCUUCUCCUCACACUCCUUCAAGAACAGCUCUCUCUUCGCCGUGGCCAACGUCUACGCUGUUUACUUUGAGUGAGUCAUCACCCAUGGUCACAGAUGACUGUCUUGGACUGUGGGUACUCAAGUCCUAUACAGUCUUAUGUAGUCUGUCAUAAGGGCUACAUAACAGUGUUAUAAGCAUGACAUAAUAGAUUUGAUAAAAAAAUCACGACUGUUGGUGUCAAUUUAUGACAACUGUGAUGACACAAAUAAUGUUUCUAUCAGCUAAUUGGGCAGGCUUAAAGCUAGCCAACUGGCUUGUCGUGACAGUGCUAAGUCGAUUGCCAUAAAGUGACACCGGCUGUAAUGUCAUUGUCACGACAGUCUUAUGUAACCCCUAUGACCGAGCUUUCAAGUAAAGUGUACCAAAUGACCUAUGUUCUAUUUCUGUAUUCGUACCAUAGACUGUGGGUAUUCUAAAAUUGUCUAUCAUGUGUAUGAUGUUCAUUUGCAUAUCAUGGAGAACGGUUGUGUGGAAGUGCUGGGAAACCUUCAAAUGAAGGUCAUGCCUAGAGCAUUGUGGUUUUAUCAAACAUACGUAUCAAGGAAGUAUCGGAGGCAAUAAGAAUAUAGUCUCAGGUUAAAGGAAAUAAGUUCAUACCAUAGUCUGAAUAUCUUUCUGGAAAUUAUUCAUUUUGGUUACAUAUGUUCUUGUCUGUGUAAUAAUGUACAAAUACUGUAUAAUACAGCAUUUCCUGAUCAUUUAAAUCGCAAAUAGCUUUUGCAAUCACUGUGGCACAUCGUCACACACUGUCUUGUCUUCUAGCAUAUUUUGAAUAUUGUUCUCAGAUUUUGUAAAGAGCAUGUUUUAUAUUUUUAAGAAACUUAGACUAAAGAAAUAGUCUAAGUUUCAUCCUGAGAGGCAAAGUCUGUUCAAUUCUCAUAUAGACCUCAUUCAGUGGAAAUGUUAUUCAACUGAUGACUCAUAUGGGUUUUCAGUGUCGUAACUUGUUGAAAUCAUUUGCUGGUCUUGUCAUAACUUGCUGAAUAGAUUAUUGAUUUUGUACAGUUGUCCAGUCAAUGUCAGUCAAUGUCUACUUGCUGAAUGUAACCCAUUCACUUUGGUUAGCUAAAAUGGUCCAUUGUACAACAUGUAAUGCCUCUUGUUGAAUUAAUAAAAGUCAGGUCAACCAUAAUAAAGAAAUCUGAGGAGAUAUCACCAUG